This is a messenger RNA of Porites lobata, 2258 nucleotides long. Lineage: Eukaryota; Metazoa; Cnidaria; Anthozoa; Scleractinia; Poritidae. The record is from the annotation of a GenBank genome assembly.
AUGGACCUUACAACUUUGUUUUACAAUCUUCGUGAAGAAGUGCCUUGUUCGGUGUGCUCGGACUCAUUUACGGAUCCUAAACACCUCUCCUGUCUGCACAGUUUCUGCUUAAAGUGUUUGAAAGGAUGGUACGAAACUUGCGGCGGCGGAGACGCCAUUAGAUGUCCGAAGUGCCAAACCUUCAGUCAAGUUCUCGCAAGCGGUGAUUUAAAAGAUCUUCCGACCAGCUUUUAUCUUAACGGCUUAAUCGACGUUCUUGCCAUCAAAGAAUGUUCAAAUACUCAAGUGAAAUGCGGCAACUGCGACAAGAAGAGUUCGGUAGCAUCGUAUUGUUUCCGGUGUUGCACAUUUUAUUGCGAAGAAUCUUUAAUCGGUCAUAACAUCAUGCGGAACAAAAAGGAACACCGCGUUUUGAGCCUCAAAGAGUUUCAAGACAAAGACUACGAGGAUGUAUUGAAGCGACCAGUAUUUUGUUCAAGACAAGGACACCAACAGAAGAAACUGAAAUUAUUUUGCAAGGAAUGUGAAACAGCAGUUUGCCAAACUUGUGUUAUGCUAGAUCACAAUGGUCAUAAGUUGACGCUGAUCGAGGAAGAAGCUGAGAAUCAAAGACCCGAGAUUAAAACUGUUAUCGAAACACAACGACAUAGCUUAGACGAAAAAAUGAACGUUGUCGCUCAGCUAGAUGAAGAUUACACUAAAGUGAUUCAACAAAGCGAAAAUUUGAAGGGUAAUGUCCAAAAAUUUGCUAAUGGAUUGAUAAAAACAAUUCAAGCAAAAACGCAAAAUAUUAUUGACGCGGUCGAAAACCAUACGAAGAAGUCCCUUGAAAAUUUAACAGCAAUAAGAGGUGAGAUUCAGCGUCAGAUAAAUAUUAUUGAAUCAUCACUGGAGGAAGCUGCUAAACUUUUAAAAGGAAGCCCCACCGCGGAAGUUGUUCAGCUUAAAAAAAAACACUGCAAACAAUCUUUGAGGGAGUGAAUGAGACAGAGCCUAUUGUUCAUGAUUCUAGAAGUCUGCAAACUUUUGUUUUUGUAGAAAAUCAAAAGAUGCAUGAUAUUGUCAAGAGCGAAAAUAUUGGAUUCUUGGAAGGACCCGGAAAUAGAACAAAAGCACGUUUAUCUUUGGCUGAAGGUGAAGGACUGAAAGAAGGAGCUGUUGGACGUAAAACUCAAUUCAAUUUGAUCACAAGAAACGCACAGAGAAAGCAGGGGUAUGAUAAACAGGAUCGUGUAACGGUGGAGAUCAAGGACGAGCAAGAACAAGAAUGCGUGACGGACGUGCGAAUAGAUGAUAACAAAGAUGGGAGAUACAACGUCAUGUAUUAUCCCAGAAAACAGGAGACAUUGAAAAUAUUUGUUAGUGUAAACGGGGAGGAUAUUCGUGGUAGCCCUUUUACUGUGACAAUAAAACCAUUUCAUGUCAAACCUGUUUUAUCUUUUGGAAAGGAAGGCUCUGGUGAUGGAAUGUUUGAGAAUCCUUUUGGGGUGGCUGUGACUGACAGGGACGAGAUAAUGGUAGCUGACAGUAAGAACCAUCGGGUUCAAGUGUUUGACAGUAAUGGUACUUUCUUAAGAUCUUUUGGCCACGAAGGUAACAAUGCUGGAGAGUUGAAGAUUCCUACAGGAAUAGCCACUGAUAAGGACAGAAAUAUUUUUGUAGCAGAGUAUGGUACCCAUCGAGUACAGAUCUUUAGUUGGGAGGGGAGGCGCCUCGGUUCAUUCGGUGGCCCAGGAAGCCUUGAUAGUCAACUCGACAAGCCCCGGGGUUUAUCUUUAGAUAGUGCUGGUAAUGUUAUUGUUGCUGAUACAGGUAACAAACUGAUUAAGAUCUUUACCCCGGAUGGUAGGUUUGUAAUGAAAAUAGGUGGGCAGGGUUCUUUGACUUAUCCUGUUCACUGUGUUCAGUGUGGUGAAUAUUUCAUAGUGUCAGACUCAAGUGAACACUGUAUAAAAGUAUUUAACAGGGAAGGACAUUUUCAAUACAAGAUGGGUAAGAAAGGGUUAGGAGACGGGGAGUUUAAUUGUCCAUGGUUUUUGUCAGUGACUCAGUCAAAGCACCUGUUGGUUUGUGAUAGGGAGAAUCAUAGAAUACAAGUCUUCGAACUAGAUGGAAAGUUUGUUGGAAAAUUUGGAACAAAUGGCGGCAAAUUAGGAGAAUUUAAUGAUGCAUUCUCCGUAGCUGUUCUAAGUAAUGACCAAAUUGUGGUGUCUGAUUACAAAGACAAUCAGAUCCGAAUAUUUGCAGUAUUUGAAUGA